UUUACCUUCCAUUAGGUUUCUGUGUAAUGGCUUUUUUUUAAAUUUCAACUAUGUACUGUAGAUUUACAUCCGACAAACAAUGCCAAGGAUCUCCACACAAGAAACCAGUGUCCGCAAAAUGAAGAGAAUGAGCUGAGUGUUGUGGCAUCGCCCGAAGUCUACAAUCACUUAAACCUUCGAGUAAAUUAUCAUAACAUAUCUCACUACUACAUGGAUAGCAUGGCCACGGGUGAAGACCCACCUGCCUGUCACGGGUUGUCCUCUACUGACCACUCACAACCGAAGGAAAUACGUAUCAACUGGAAUCUACUGCGUAACGACGAUACUAGAAACCCUGAUAUGCUUGAUAAAUGUUCAAAAAAGAAAGGUUUCGGGGAUAUAGUUCAUGAUCAAACAAAAAAUAAACAAUUAGAUAUAUAUUCAACUCCAAACAAAGGUGUAAAAAUGAAGCAACCAAAUGCCUUUUUGAAGCAAAGACAACAGAAAAACUGCUGCAAAACUGUGAAAUUCAAAACUACAGACACUUGUCAAGCUGCAGCCGUUCGUAAGACCGAUUCACAACCAAACCAAACUGAAGAAUCUUCAAUAUCGACACAUGAUGAAGAUCUGUAUGCGAACAAUGAUAGCCUAGCAUAUGAUAACAACUGUUUUAGAACAGACAGCCCAAUGGACCAAGAGGAUUCUGAUGAUUACUUUGACGUCAGUUACGACGGAUAUUUGGCAAUGUCUUCAAGCAAAAAUAACACUCCUGAUCAUACAAAGUCAGCUUCUUCUGAAACUGCUCCUGAUUUGUCGGAUUAUGUAAACGCUGAUGGUUUAGACUCGUAUCGCUGAUGUAUUAUAACGCAUAGCAAAGACUAAAUCGAACUAAUCAACCCCACAUAGAACCCUGUCUUUAAAAAUGUUAACUUUCUUCUUUUGAGCUCAAAUACUAUUUUGGACAGGAAACAGAAAAUCUGAAAAAGAACCCAAAAUAUCUUACAGGAAAUGUGAUUCCUCUUUUUUUUUAAUGAAACAAAUUACCCCGACAGUUAACAAGAACAUUCAAAAUAUGUCAUAAUCUUUGUAAUGUGUCCUCUUCUGUAUAGUUUUGUAAAUAAAACCUUAAUUGUGUUCAAAGAAUGACCUGUUAUUUCUGUAUCUAAAUCUUGACGUAAAGUAUAUCUCUGAAAAGAAUUGUUGCACAAAAUGAAAGCUAUAUCACUAAUUUUAUGCAAGAUAUGUCAUGUUAAUUAAAUACUGCUUUUGUUCAAUGUCAAUACAGUAUAUCAUGUAAUGCAUUUGAUUAACGAUUCCAUUCAUGAGAAACAAAUUAUAUCAAUCAAAAUUAAAAUCUUUAAACUGUAAAGAGGUUCAUUCAGGCUGCAAUGUUUGUUUUAAUGAAUUCGACAAAUAAUACAAAAUCUGGUGCAAGGGUGAAGUAACAUAAAUAUUUGUAACUUUAAUCUUGAACGUAGUAAUACUUA
This is a messenger RNA of Magallana angulata, 1466 nucleotides long. RefSeq lists its product as uncharacterized. NCBI's taxonomy places the organism in Eukaryota, Metazoa, Mollusca, Bivalvia, Ostreida, Ostreidae. Bases 211 to 834 code for a protein of 207 amino acids. The transcript has a single exon. The record is from RefSeq and is a predicted model, not a curated record.